AAGAGAAACCCCAUCCCCCCCCUAGAAUGGGGUCAUCUGACAUGUUGUGUCCAUACUUGCCCGACCCCUAUGAACCGACGGCGCGAAAGGGAAGGGAAAAAAAGAAGAAGAAAGAAAAAAAAGUCGAACAAGGUGAACAUUGUUCGUAAAACAUUCAGGCAGGUAGAAAUGAAGAAGUCAUCGCUGCCAUUACAGAGUACUGUUCGCCCCGAAAAGCAUAAAUAUAGCAAGGAAUCCUUGACGAAGCUCUUAAGGUGGCAUUUUGGACAUUCUGAGUUUAGAGGAAAGCAAUUGGAAACCAUUGAAGCUGUUUUAUCAGGAAAAGAUUGUUUCUGUCUCAUGCCCACUGGGGGAGGGAAGUCCCUGUGUUAUCAGAUCCCUGCUCUAGCUUCAAACGGAAUCGUGCUUGUUGUUUGUCCCUUAAUAGCACUGAUGGAAAACCAAGUGAUGGCGUUGAAGGAAAAGGGGAUUUCUGCUGAAUAUUUAUCCUCAACUCAGUCAAUACAAGCCAAAAAUAUAAUUCACGAAGAUCUCGAUUCUAGUAAACCUACCUUAAGGCUUCUCUACGUUACACCUGAAUUGAUUGCGACGCCAGGAUUUAUGGCAAAACUGAUGAAAAUUUAUUCUAGAGGAUUACUAAAUCUGAUUGCUAUAGACGAGGCACAUUGUAUUUCAACAUGGGGCCAUGACUUCAGGCCUAGCUACCGCAAGCUUUCUUCUUUGAGGAGUCGCCUUCCUAAUAUUCCUAUACUGGCCUUGACAGCCACUGCUGUUCCGAAAGUGCAGAAGGAUGUGAUAGUAUCCUUGGGCUUGGAAAACCCUCUAGUUCUCAAGUCUUCAUUUAAUCGUCCUAAUAUAUAUUACGAAGUUCGAUAUAAAGAUCUUUUGGAUGACUCGCUUGCCGACUUGUGUAAUCAACUGAAAUCUAGUGGAGAUGUCUGUGCAAUCAUCUAUUGCCUAGAACGUGCAAUGUGCGACCAAUUGUCAGUUUAUCUAGCAAAAUAUGGCAUUUCAUGUGCUGCUUAUCAUGCGGGUUUGAAGAAUGAGUUGAGGAAAUCCGUUUUAGAGGAUUGGAUAAGCUCUAAGAUACAAGUUGUCGUGGCCACAGUAGCUUUUGGGAUGGGUAUAGAUAGAAAAGAUGUCAGAGUUGUUUGCCACUUUAAUAUUCCAAAGUCAAUGGAAGCUUUUUAUCAAGAGUCAGGUAGAGCUGGCCGUGAUCAAUUACCCUCUAAAAGUCUGUUAUACUAUGGAAUUGAAGACCGCAGAAGAAUGGAAUUUAUUCUAAGAAAUAGCUCCAGUGCUGAUAAGAAGAUCCUACCAUCUUUAAGCUCCCAAGAAAAGUUAUCAGAGAAGUCCUUAACCGACUUUGCUCAGAUGGUUGAGUAUUGUGAGGGCUCUGGAUGUCGCAGGAAGCAAAUUCUUGAGAGUUUUGGGGAACAGGUUCCUGCAUCCAUAUGUAGUAGAUCAUGUGAUGCCUGCAAACACCCAAAUAUCGUUGCUGCCUAUUUGGAGGAGCUUACUACUACUUGUGCUGUUAGGCGAAAUAAUUCUUCAAGAAUUUGUGUCAGCAGAUCAAAUAUGGACGAUGAAGAUGAGUUUUCUGAAUUUUGGAAUCUCAAGGACGAAGCAAGUGGAUCUGGAGAAGAUAUAUCUGAUUCUGAUGAUGAUACUGAGAUUGUCAAAAGCCUAGCUGGGACAAAGUAUCUAAAGAAAUCAGGACUAAAUGAAAAGAUGGCACUUCUGGAACGUGCAGAAGAAAACUAUUACCAGAACAAGAUUUCAGUUAAACAGGAUCUGAAAUCGGGGAUGACGAUUGGCACUGCCCGGCACGAUAGGGGACUCUACUUCCUUUCUGACGAGGCUUCCUCUAGGAAUGAUCACCAAUCGGGGGAAGCUAGCAGGGAGCGAUUAGAGAAGUCUUUAGAGCAGGCUCAACAGCGGCUUGGGAGCUCCAAGAUUGAAGUGGAAAGAUGCGCUUGUUUUCUUGAGCAUGAGUGCUACGAGAAAUAUGGAAGGACAGGGAAAUCAUUCUAUUAUUCACAAGUAGCAAGCACAGUGCGGUGGCUGUCGACAGCAAGUUCUACAGAGUUAACCAAUCGGCUGAGCAUUGUUGCUGAUAACCCUUGCUCAGAGAAGAAUACAGAACUUCCUGCAUUGCCAUCUCCAUCCCCUGUGUUGGAUCUCUCGAAGUUAGAAAUGAAUAAUGAAGAAUUUCGCAGCAGCAGCCCAGUUUUGGAGACUUCCGCAAGCAAUUUACCAGAGCAAAAGACUUCCCCGGCUGUUCCUUUGCCUUCAAUUCCUUCCUUCUCAGAAUUUGUUAAUGGUAAAAGGGAAAAGGAAAAUCAAUCAAAUAAAUCACUUAGGCACUCGCUCAACAGAGAUGAGAAGGAUCCAGUGAAGAGGACGAGGUUGCGGUAGACUGUCUCGUCUACAGACAUUUUCUUCUGUUUUGUUAUUGUUUUCUUGGACCAACGAUGAAGAGCAGAACUCAAAAGAUGGACGAAUGAUAUUGCUCAUGACGAGGAUGUCAUUGUUACUUAUUGCAAACUGUUAAAAUUGAAGAGGUUUUGCGUGGAAACACUUUUCAAUCUAUACUAUAUUCCUCCUGAGAUAGGGAAAUUGGAUACGGGUGGUUUGUUCUCAAGAGUGAUUUUUAUUUAUUUAUUUUAUUUAUUUUUUUUUAAAAAA
Molecule: messenger RNA, 2688 nt
Organism: Benincasa hispida (wax gourd)
Lineage: Eukaryota; Viridiplantae; Streptophyta; Magnoliopsida; Cucurbitales; Cucurbitaceae
Source: RefSeq, a predicted model, not a curated record